GACGCGCUGCCGGCGCCGGCCCUGCGUCCCCAAACUGAGAAGGGUGCGGGAAAGACUUGUCGAGGUCGGGCUGAGUUACGGAAAACGAUCAGAGCUUUGGAAAUCCCGGUUGGUUCGACCGGUUCUGGCCCCAGCCCCGGGUUUCCCCUCAGGAACCCACCAAAGGCGUCCUCGGCCAGCCCGGUGGCUGGCGGUGCCAGGUCGGUGUCAGGCAGUGAGAGACACGUUUGAGAUUUAUUAGUAAAACUAAAGAUUGGAGGUAGAGUCUAAACCUCUUCCAGGUGUCCCUCUAAAACAUUUAUUUCUCCAUGUAAUUCUCCUGAUGGAAGACCAGCCGGGGUUCCCGUUCUGCAGUUUGUGCUGAAUAUUUGCUUGGAGGGGUGGUGAAUGAGUGAAGAUACAUUUGGUGAUGGUUCAGAUGUGGGAAUUGCUCCGGAUGUGGUUGCUGCUGAUGCUGCCCUGGGAAAAUGCCUUGAUAGGGAAUUAACACCAUUCAGUGAUGGGCUGUGGGACAAGCAAAGUGCUUCCCGAGCCCCCCAAAGAUGUGCAGCUAGACCUGGUUAAAAAAGUCGAGCCUUACACAGGCCACAACGACAUAUACAAGCAUUUCAUCAAAGAUGACUGCGGGACUGUCAUCAGAGCUGGCUCUCCCUCACCUCCCCGUCACGCUAACCCCUAUCCCGGGACCCACCUGCCUGCCCACGUGGACCAGCCUGAGCCUCGCAAGAACAAAGUGGCUAAAUACCGUGCCAAAUUUGACCCCCGAGUGACAGCCAAGUAUGACAUUAAAGCCCUGAUCGGGAGAGGGAGCUUUAGCCGCGUUGUGCGGGUGGAACACAAGGCUACCAAGCAGCCCUACGCAAUCAAGAUGAUCGAGACCAAAUACAGGGAGGGGAGGGAAGUGUGCGAGUCGGAGCUGAGUGUGCUGCGGCGCGUUCGGCACACCAAUAUCAUCCAGCUUAUUGAGGUGUUUGAGACCCAGGACCGGGUGUACAUGGUGAUGGAACUGGCCACGGGAGGAGAACUGUUUGAUCGCAUCAUUGCUAAAGGUUCCUUCACCGAGAGGGAUGCCACGCGUGUGCUGCAGAUGGUGUUAGAUGGUGUGAAGUACUUGCAUACGCUGGGUAUCACACACCGGGACUUAAAACCAGAGAACCUGCUGUACUACCAUCCGGGAACAGAUUCCAAAAUCAUGAUCACAGACUUUGGACUGGCAAGCGCUCGGAAGAAGGGGGACGACUGCCUGAUGAAAACCACGUGUGGGACCCCAGAGUACAUUGCUCCUGAGAUCCUGGUCAGGAAGCCGUACACGAACUCUGUGGACAUGUGGGCGCUGGGUGUGAUCUCGUACAUUCUCCUGAGCGGCACUAUGCCCUUUGAAGAUGACAACCGCACCCGCUUGUACCGGCAGAUCCUGAAGGGAAAAUACAGUUACUCAGGCGAGCCCUGGCCCAGUGUGUCCAACCUGGCCAAGGAUUUCAUCGAUCGUCUACUCACGGUGGACCCCAGCGACAGGAUGACAGCCCUUCAGGCCUUAAAGCACCCGUGGGUGGUCAGCAUGGCAGCCUCUUCCUCCAUGAAGAACCUACACCGCUCCAUCUCGCAAAACCUUCUCAAGAGGGCGUCUUCCCGCUGCCAGAGCACCAAGUCUGCGCAGUCCACCCGCUCCAGCCGCUCCACCAAAUCCAACAAGUCGCGGCGGGUUCGGGAGCGGGAGCUGCGGGAGCUCAACCUGCGCUACCAGCAGCAGUACACUGGCUGAGCAGCGGGCCGGGACCUGCCAGGCGGCUUUCCGGGGGGGUCUUCUCCGCGGUCUAGGUGCGCAGCCCCCUUCGUGGCACGCUCACUCGGCGAGGAACAUCCAGGUUCCUCCCUCUCUUCCUCCCGGGGUGUGUGUGUCCCCCCCCCCCAACCAUGAGGAGGUGUCCUCCCGUGUCCCCCCGUCCCCCCCCAGCUUCGGAGGAAAGGGAACCUCAUGGUGGUCAUCACACCCCGCAAGCUGUGCCACCACGCAGCGGGAAACGGGGGAGCCCUUGUGGGCUCAGAGCACAGCUCAGAGCCUCGAGCAAUACACAAAUCAAGGAGCCACGUGGGGAGAAGAGCUCUUUCUGUAGCCCAGGAGCUUGGUUGUUCGUAGUUAUUUAUUAAUUCCAGAGCGUUAAGUUGCUCUCACUUGCAUACAAAAAAGAAAAAAGAACUCACUUUGUGUGUGUGUGCAUGCACGUAUGUGUGUGCACAUACACAUGUGGGUGUGUACAUGUAUUUAAAAAUUACAUAUACACAGAUUUUGAGCUGGUUUAGUCAGCCUCUGGUGCCUUUGCAGAGAAGCUGGUGUGAGUCACAUGCGGUUGGAAGUAGAGUAGCUCUGACUCACCGGUGUGCUGCCCACCAGCUCCUCGUCCCGAUACAGCACCGAGGAGAUGCCAGACAGCAGUUUUCCCUGACGCAGCGAGGUUUCCCGUCCCCCUGAUGACAUCAGGGGUUUGCUCAAGCUGUGCAAGUGCUGCUCUGCAAAUCGGCAAGCAGGCUGAAGUGCCGCGAGCUCUCGGGGCUGUAGUCUGAUUCCUUCGAUGCGGACGACGGGGUGGGUGCUCCUGGUAGAGGGGUGGGAAGGGGAUCCUCGUCCUGCAGGAACUGGGACACGGAGGGAUGUCUUCGGCAAGGCAGGCUUUUUGGGGGGGGGGUUCCUUGCUGUCCCCCUUGAAUUAUCCAUCCCCUGCUUGUGGCAAGACCAGGGCCUACCAUGCAAGCUUUGUUGUUCUUGCUGUGACGUGGCCCUGCCGUGCCUGUGAGCUGUUAUGUGUCUUGUGCCCUUCAGGCUGGUGUUACCGACCAUGUCACUUCACCAAAACUUCGAUGGUUCCAGGUGUUGCUCCCCCUCUGCAGAUUUUACGGGGCUCCCCUGCUUUGCAUGCCCGUUCUGCCCCCAGUCUUGCUGCCCCUGCUCGGGGACAGCGAGGUGGUGGUGGGAGCUGUUGGGUUGGCCACAAAUGGCUCCAGAGCAUCAGGGUAGGGGCUCGAAUAGCAGAGAUCCAAUCCUGGAGCGUCGGCAGAGAUAACGCCCUGGAGAGGUUGCAGAAAAUCCUUAGAGCUGUUAGGUAUGUCUUAAUCCAACAGGGAAAAAAGCUGCCUUUUUAGGUUUCCUUGUGCUGGAUGGGUGAUGUGGGGACCUCUUGGGAAUGAGCUCUGGGGGGAGGAGGCGGGUGCUGUAGAGCUGAGCUUUGUGCAAGCCUGCUGAGAGAUCUUCCCAGCUAGUCAGAGCAGCAGAGCGGGGCUGUUGGCACAGUCGCAGGGUGCGUUCGGCUUCUUGUGAUAGCAGAGCCAAGAUCCUGGAGUGAAGGUGAAUGCUGGUUUUUGAAGCUUUUCAUACAAAGCCCUGUGGUUUGCUUCACGCUGUGCCCUUGAAGUGCUUGCUUGGCUCUGGGCUGGAGAGGCAGGCUAUGCAAGCUCAAGGGGCUGGCGAGCGUGGCCUUUCCGCCCAGGGCUGAUGUCUGUGACACUGUGUUUUAGUGUCAGCAAGGUUUUAAGUGGUCGAUCACAUCUCCAGGGAGCUCUGACUACUGGCCACAGGCCCCAUCUUGGUCAGACAACAGCAAAGCAGUGCAGCUUCAGUGGGAGAAGAUUGAUUUUUCUGUGUUAAGGAAAAAAAAAAUAAAAAAUAAAUUAAAAAAAAAAGGGAAUUUCUAGGGAUGUGCUUCCCAUCCCAAAGCUGGGAUGGGCUAUAACCACUGUGAGCACAGCCUUGUGCAUCCAAGCAUGCAAUGGGGAAUACAGCAAAGGAAACCUGAGGACAGCCAAUAUGUGUAGCAGGGAUGAAUUCUGAAUCCUUUGCAUGGUUUCAUGUAUUAUUUCAAAAAUCCUGCAUCCUUUGCAGGCUGCCCUUUCUCCGAGUGGCCAUCCUACCAUAUCACAUGCAGUGUUUCUCCCACCAGCAUCAACAGAUACUGCAGAAUUACCAAAAAUUGUUUUGUUCAACUGUAGACUGGAAAAAAAAAAAACAAAAAAAAAGUUUCUUCAGCUUGUUUUACCUUCCUACGUAGUUUUCCUUGGUUUGUUACUAUGAACGAGAUGUGAUUUGUGACAAAAUAGGCAGCUUGCCACAUUUUGCUUCAUAAACAAUUCGGUGCCCAUCAUAUUACUGCAAACAGCUCUCCAAAUGCAGCAAUCACUCUAAGACAAGUGUCAGCUGGAAGAUUGUUCUUGCUCUGUGCCUUAGGAGAUGGCAGGCUGCUCUCGCAGGUUGCUUCUCGUUUUGAGCUGUUACUCCCGAGAGUCUUCUGCACGUUUGGAGAAUUACACCCCGGCACUGCCAUCUCUCUUCCAUCCCGGGUGCUUUCAUGGCCUUCCCCAGAUUACCUUGCAUGUUUGUUUUUAAAAUGGGUAUCUGGCCUACGUGAGGUGGUCAGACUGAUGAACUGAGCCAGGACCUCUGGAACCUGCGAGCCUUCCCUCUAACCACGAGGCCAUCAGAAUGCCCAGGCGUUGUGCAGGUGUCUACCCGUGCUGUUCCUUCGUGCAUUCUCCUCCUAGGGCUGGGAUAAAUGAGGUCAGGCUCAUUUAUCUGGUCUGGCCAGGCUUGUUUCUCCACCUUCACAAAACAGAACAAGAAUAUUCUCAUCUGUAGCAUUUCUUGCUUCGUUGCUCUUUUCAGCAAUUGGUUUUUCACCAGGAAAAUUUCAGAGCGAUGUCACUGGUGGCGAGUGUGGGCUGGAAUAUGUUUUGGGAAGUGUGAGAUGUUGCUGUAGAAGUUCCUGACAGUGUCACUUUUCUGUGGUGAUACUCUGUGCCUGGGAGGGAAACUGUUAGAAGGGAGGAUCCUUCACAUACGUGAGCAGAACUGCGUAGCUGCAGCCUGCCUCUUUGGGCUGUGGGGAUGUUUGUGGUCCUCAGGUAUCCUGCUGCUAGGGAAUUGCACCAGAGAGGACCAAGUCCAACCCAGAAGGGGCUUUGGCUUUUCUAGAAAAAUAACCCUAAUUCUCUUUACAAAUGCAGUGUUUUCUCGUUUGCGUGGAAAAAUCAACAUAAAUGUGGGGAAAAAAAUCUUCAUGGGGUUUUCUUCCAUCAUUUGAUUAUAACACUCUUGGCUCAAUCCCUCUUCUUUUUCUAAAUUCAAUAUUUGCAGGAACUCUUAUACCCAGACAGUAACAUGUGUGGGCAGAGGGGAGACGAGCAGAGCGCUGGCCAAGUGUCCCUUGGAGUCCUCUGUGGCCUUUCUGUUUUCACUCUGUCUGGAAAGCUGUGAUGGUCCAAAUGCUAUGUUGCAAGGUCCAGCUUAAGAGCAGUUCCUCAUGUGUUUUUAUCCUUGCAGUUGUGGAGCGUUUUCAGCUGGGUCUGGUGGGGGGGACAGGUGAAGUGCUGUAAUUUUGAGCCAUAGUUCAGGUGCCUUCCAAUCUGUCCUCUAAGAAUCUCUUCACUGUGAAUUAUCUCGAUCAUCUGUCUUCAUAUAUAUUCCAUAGGAGCAUCUCAGUGCUUGGUUUGUCUUAAAUCUCAGGAGUUUAUACUUUUCAGGGGCGCCUUGUUCGGGGAUUUUAGAAGCUAAAAUCUCUCUGCGAUGUUUUUUCUGCUCUUCUGUUUUAAUUGUUAAAACCUUCUUGUUUGGCUCUUAAUGGUGGUUCUUUAUCUGGCUCACAGGGGUUUUUAGAAGGCUUCCUUUGGUACUGAAUUAGCCAGGAGGACGCAGAUAACAAAUGCACGUUCCAGACCAUUGCUGAGUUGCGGUCUUGAGGUUGGCUGGAGUGCGAGUCUCAAGAGCACUUUUGUUCAGGCUGUGAAAAUGAAGUUGGAAUGACACCUAGUGGCAAACUGUAACGUGUCCUUGUCCAAGCACAGCCCUCUUCUAGUUACGUUCCCACCGUUCCUGGGGGAGAUGCUCUUACAAAGAGGAAUCUGGGUUUGGUGCGCUGAGGGAUGGUCUUGGACCACACCUGCAGUCUUAGAUGUUCAGCAGCCUCCUCAGCGUGGCACCUCUUUCUCCCACGCUGAUCCCAAAGGGCAGCAUUUUAGCCCACGCGUGAGUCCCGCUGGAAGGGGUGCUGAAUGCUGGGGCAGGGACACGUGCGACCAACCCCCAGUGUCUCGAGGAGAUUAUUCACCAGCACCCUGCCUCGGGGAGACAUCUUAGGGGACGCUAGGAGAAAGCGAAGCCUAAAGAUGCCGAGGCUGGCGUCGGUAGGUUCGGGACUUCCUCACAUCAUGAGACACGAUGGAGCAGCUCAGGGCGGUGCUUCCCAGCGUGUUCUGUUUCAGGGAAAUGCAGAUUUAAGGAAUAAAGGGAAUUCUCGUUGUUUGUCUAUUGGAACUUAGCGGCACUGUGUAAAACAAUCCCAUCAUUUUGUCCUGGGAGUUUGGCUGCUCUCUUGGAGAAGAGAAUUACGUCUUCAAAGAACAUGGCCUGUUGAUUCCUUGAUUUUUUUUUUUUUUUUUUUUUUUUUUGGAUGGUCAUUGGAAAUGGAUGUGAAAAGGUCUUCCAGAAAUAACACUAGGAGGUCUACAGACUUGCAUCAGAUUUUUGUGUGUGUAAUGUAUUUUUCUAUGCAUUUUGCUAAAACAGCAAUUACUUGUCCACGUUUAAUUUCUUUUAACCCUUCUCAAGCUUCUUAAAAACUACCGCGUCAACCCAGUGGCGGUAGAAACCCCCCUUGUUUCAAUCCAGAACUCUGUGCUGUUCAACCCUGAGGUUGUGAGAGUGUCCAGAUGCUCCUUGCCAGUUCCUGGACCGCGUUGUGCUUGGAAACGCAGAGCUGUACGUGUGGGACAGCUUUACAGCCUCGCCAGGGGUGUAAGCCCAGACAGCAAGGCUCUGGCGUGGGUACUGGUGUGGAAACCAGCUGCAGUGUAGGGCCGGCCUUACAUAUUUGGUUUGGAAACAAUAAACCCUCAAACUCUUAACUUUGGAAUUUGGGUAUGUCCUCCUUUUAGGUCAGAUUUUUUUCUGCUCUGGUCAUUUACAUUCUUUCUUAUACCCAGCUCCAUUUCUCAAUGCUGUUUUCUAGCCGGGUGUUUGGCUGAAGUACUGGCGUAGUCAACUUUUAUGUGAUGCACAAACUGGAAUGGGAGUUACGCUAAACUCAGUUACUGGGCAGCAACUUUGGCUUUGGCUCUGCUGGAGCCUUCGUGGGACCCGGAGCAAGGCAGAAGCACCCGUAUGGUGCCUUGCAGGUGGGAGAAGGCUCCCUUUGAGGACCCUGCAGCGCAGGCUCAGCUCAAGCUGAUCGGGUGCAACGUAGGACAACCAGUGCUUGGCUGUUACAGACUCUGUGGGGCCAUAUUCCUGUUUUAAAUGAUGAUACUAAAGAUUUUGGAGGGGUUGAGGCGGGGUAAAUUCAAAUCUCAAUUGUUUGACUUAAUUUAGUUUUCGAAAUGAUGAAAAGCAACGCGGGGGUGGUGUUGGGGCAGGGAGGGGAUCACACCCUCUGGAAGAGUUCUGUUCCCUGGCCGCGGUGUAUUCCAGAUGAGCCCUUGGAUUUGCAGGGAGGGUGGUGGUGUCCUGGCCUCUCACCAGCUCGGCUUCAUCCCAGAAAAUAUCACAAAGUGCCUGUACCGCUCGGUGCCGGAUACCCAGCCCCAAGUUGCCUACACCACUCUCGGGGGGGUUUUUGGUGCUUUUUUUUUUUUUGACCACUCAGUCUACUCUUUCAGCCUGGAUUAAGAACGUAGCUCUUGGGUGCUCCCGAGGCAGGUGCCUGCAUGUCAGCUGUGCCUUAUUCUUCAGUAAAUUUGCCCAAAAAAAAAAAAAAAAAAAAAAAAAAAAAAAGUGAAGCAGCAGGGAUGCGCGGUGGCGAUGACGUUAUGGAGUUCGGUGCCUCCCACCCUCGGUGUCCCUGUGGUGGAGGGAUCACAGGAGGCAAGGGGCUGCUGCCUGCCUGGUGACAGUUUUUUUUUUUCCUUCUGCUGUCCUCCCCUGCACCGUGACACUGUAGCUCACCCGUGCGCGACGGGCACGCCGCCGCUCGCUGCUCUUGCGAAUGCCGUUGCGCUGUGCUCGUGCGCUGCACGUGGAGAUCCACAGCCCCGGCGCGGGGCACUGAAAAGGAGCCGCUCCUGCGAGCACGCCCAGAUGCCGUGAGUUUUCCCGUUGCAUUUCGCUACGGAAAGACACCUCCCGGGAAGCUCUCGGGACCGGAGGUCGUCCGGCACUUGCUGUUAUUUUUGGUCGCCAAAUUUCCGGUGCUGGGUUGGAACGGUUUGGAAGUAACUCCGGUCGCAUCCCGCCUGUCUCCUAACGGGGCUGUUUUGAGAAGCAUCCAGAUCUGUGACUUACUUUUCAAGUCCUGUCGUUACACUAAGGACUGUCUUGUAGGAUGAGGUCUGAACCAUUGUAAUUAGUCUGUAACAUUCCGAUUAGAGUGUACAGAAUUAUUUAUUUUGUGUACUCGGUCUGCUAAACAUGUAAAUGUAUUCUGUGUACCCCA
This is a messenger RNA of Tyto alba (common barn owl), 8411 nucleotides long. RefSeq names its product protein serine kinase H1 (gene PSKH1). Gene Ontology annotation, biological process: protein phosphorylation. NCBI's taxonomy places the organism in Eukaryota, Metazoa, Chordata, Aves, Strigiformes, Tytonidae. The record is from RefSeq and is a predicted model, not a curated record. The transcript has 4 exons. Gene Ontology annotation, molecular function: ATP binding; protein kinase activity. Bases 500 to 1762 code for a protein of 420 amino acids.